AUGGGCAAGUGCAAGGGUUGUGGGAAGUUAGGAAGAAUGGGGCCAACAAAUGGGUCUAUGAGUGCUUAUGAAUUUUCUUUGAUGUUGUCUCCUGUCGUUUCUUUUUGGGAUUGUAUAUUCCGCAAAAUGAGGUACUCCUACAGACCUGAGUGGAUGAUGAGAUCUAUGGAUAGCAUGGCAUGUAAUAAAGUGCAACAUGUCAGAAAGGCAAAAAAGAAGCAAGUGAAAGACGAGUUAGAUCGUCUUAAACAGGCUGAGAAGAAGAAGAGGCGCUUGGAAAAAGCUCUAGCUACAUCUGCUGCCAUCAUUUCUGAACUGGAGAAAAAGAAGCAGAAAAAGAAAGAGGAGCUACAGAGACUUGACGAAGAGGGUGCUGCAAUUGCUGAAGCAGUGGCUUUACAUGUUCUUCUCGGCGAAGAUUCAGACGAUACCUGUAAUGUUGUUAUAAAUGACAGUGGAUGCAAGACUUGGAAUUAUAGUCGCAAACUUGACCUCUUCAUGGGUGGAAGAAGAGCUUGUUUUCCUCAUCUAGAUGGGGGCACAUGGUCUGUUUCUUCUGAAAAUGGCAAGUGGUCCUUCUCAUGCGGGCCUCUUGAGAAGAAUGUGGAUGAACCCCUGUACGAAGAGGUGGGAUGGGGUUCUACUGGAUUCUCUGUUGAUCUCACAGCAGCACAAGCUGUUAGAUCACUCCAGAUUGCAGAGGAUGCAAAUGAAGCAAGAAUUCUUUUCUAA
Molecule: messenger RNA, 732 nt
Organism: Sphenostylis stenocarpa
Lineage: Eukaryota; Viridiplantae; Streptophyta; Magnoliopsida; Fabales; Fabaceae
Source: the annotation of a GenBank genome assembly